AUGCCGUUACUCCCCGCUGUUUUCAUUCCUUCAGGUGGUACUCCGGUUGAUCAUCUUCCUUUGCCAAGAAAUCCAACGCACCCUCCAAUAGAGAUUCCCUACAUCAAAGAAGGGGAAGAGUACGAUGGCGGGCCAUUCAUUACAUUUCCUUCUCGCAGAGGCUGGACAGAGAAAGAUAUCUGUGAUCCAAAGAACUCUGGGAAGACAGCAAGAGAAACUGUCGCUUUCUUCCAGACCUGGUUUUUUUGGGGAUUGUUGACAGAUAUUUUGCGGGUGCCAGUGCGUGAAUUGGAUCUUGUCAGGGAAAAUAAAUGUGGUCAGAAGGUCAUAACAACUUUCAGGCUUCCCCAACUUAUUCUCAAAUGGUAUGACCGUGAGCGGUAUCUGUCACGCAAAGCCCAAGAGAAAUAUGCUAUGAGAGUAGACAAAAAUCUCUGGCGUCUUUCCAACAUAUUGAGUUGGUGGGCCUUGCACAGAACUGCCCCUUUCGAUCAAUGGACGGCACUCUAUCUCGCUGUUUUUGGGGAAUACAUACAAUCGGGAUACAGAAUUGUGUAUCAGAAGGCAGGUGGGCUUCCCUUUUUGGGAACUGAAACCGACUUAUCAACGGUGCCUUUUUGGCUCAGCGCCAAUCGACAAUGGGCCAAUAGUGGCAGGAAGGCAAUCAAUGAACGAAUGGCUGCAGAUGGAUGGUGUCGAAGUGAUAUUCAACGACUCACCUCGACAUUGCUUAGUUACGGUUUAUUCUUUGCAAGCAUGCUAGAACCGCCUGGGUACGAAAGCACCGCUCAAGAUUGUGUCAGUAAAUCGUAUGCAAACAGUACAGGUUUGAAUGAAACUGUCAAAGGUUGUCACUUGAAUACAAGUCCGAACAACAUGCAUCAGCAGUGUUCAGAGUUUUCCUGCUCCGCAUAUGAGCGGGACAAAAAUGAAUACAAGACCAAGCACGCAUCCAAGUUUUGUACGUGUGUGCACAGAACAGUGUGUGUUCCAGAGCUUGUCAGAAUUCUUGAGAAGGGCCAAAUUCCUGCAAUCCAUCUGCAAGAUAGCAUUCAGGUUUUAUCAGUCAUGCCUACAAUCAGAUAUGUUGCCAUUUCCCACGUGUGGUCAGACGGCCUUGGGAACCCCAAUGCCAACACUCUGCCAGAUUGUCAAGUAGAGAGCAUUGCUCGUUUUGUGAGCAAUCUUUAUCAUCCAUUAGAAGGAAUUAUUCCAUUCUGGAUUGAUACUCUCUGCUGUCCGGUGGAGCCAUAUAGUGCGCGAGCCCAAGCUAUAAGUUUGAUGAGAAAAACCUAUCAGGGCGCAGACAAGGUGCUAGUAAUCGAUUCCUACCUCCAAGCUCAGUCAAUAUCAUUGCUCUCGACAACGGAAAUUCUGAUGAUGAUUCAUUGUUCGAAAUGGAACAGAAGACUUUGGACCCUCCAAGAACAAAUUUUUGCCCGUAAAAGGCUAUGUUUUCAAUUUAAAGAUGUGAGCUUGUGUCUUGACGACAUAAUCUUAGGGGAAGUGACUCCAGACAUGGUUCUCUCAGAAGACUUGGAUCGUGUCGCUGCAAUCCAGCAACUAUCUCAUGGCACAUCUGGAGUUACAAAGGCUGUAUGGGCAGAUUACGCUAUUCUAAGCAUCAUUGAUGCAUCUUCCACUGGAGCAAUCGCGGCUAUACAAAGAAUGCUUCCCUUCAGGGCAACAACGAGGGCGUCAGACGAGGCUCUUUGUUUGGGGAGUUUACUGAAUUUGGAUAUGAAGCGUAUUUUGAGUGUGCCGGAGGCUGAACGAAUGGAAACUCUGUGGUCUGAAAUGCCAAAUAUACCACCGAACAUGAUAUUCUGGAUCGGUCCCAAAUUGCAGAAGAAAGGCUUUAGGUGGGCGCCUUCAACCUUUCUCAAUGGAAGGGACUUACAUCAUUUCGACUUCGCGGAGGCGGGUACUGCAAAGCUAACCCCAAGGGGAUUGAAGGUCCGCUAUCCUGGUUGGAUGCUCGGCUGUCAGCAAGGUCUCCAGGUCCAGGCACAAUUCCGCAUUAUGGACACAUCUGAGACAUUAUACAUGAUCUCGUGUAUCAAUGGCGCAUCCCGUGAAUACCUUCCACCUGAUGGCUCAUUGGAUCCCUGGAGCUUGGAGCCUCCAGGGCAAUCAACUCUUUAUCUGAUUUUGCAAUUCGACUUAGAUGAAGCCGGGAAUUACGGUUCUAAAGUGUGUAAUGAUGCAAUUUUAGUCCUAGCUUAUGGUAUCGAUCAGGAGACUGUCCUUGUACGCUCUGUAUGCCCUGCCACAGUCCGCAAGCUCGAGUACGAAGAUGAAGCGACGCAGUCUUGGAGAAAUAGCGCAAGGAGUUUGUUGAAUAGCAUUGAGCCUCAUAUCCGAAGAAUGGGGCUUUGGUCUUCUUCACCAACUUUUCAGUCUAAUUCUGGAAUAGUAGAUCUCAUGGGAUGCUCUGCACUUACCAAGGACCAUCCCUGGUGCGUUGAUUAA
Molecule: messenger RNA, 2472 nt
Organism: Venustampulla echinocandica
Lineage: Eukaryota; Fungi; Ascomycota; Leotiomycetes; Helotiales; Pleuroascaceae
Exons: 1
Coding region: 1-2472 (823 amino acids)
Source: RefSeq, a predicted model, not a curated record